This is a messenger RNA of Mirounga angustirostris (Northern elephant seal), 2981 nucleotides long. It is a transcript of the gene PNPLA1, whose product is annotated as patatin like phospholipase domain containing 1. Gene Ontology annotation, molecular function: triacylglycerol lipase activity. Lineage: Eukaryota; Metazoa; Chordata; Mammalia; Carnivora; Phocidae. The record is from RefSeq and is a predicted model, not a curated record. Gene Ontology annotation, biological process: lipid homeostasis; triglyceride catabolic process. Gene Ontology annotation, cellular component: membrane; cytoplasm; lipid droplet.
GGGGGCAUGGGUGGUGUGAGUGUGUCCCCCUCAAAAGCCAUAACCAACCUGCUGGCUCUGGCCCCUGUGGGGGAGGGGGCACCUUCCUCUUGGAGGGAGGCCAGCAUAUAAUUCCCUGGCCGCCUCAGCGUGUCGGGGAGAGAGGCACCCGCUGAUAACCAUCGGGGGAGGUUUUGCAACUCCGUGUGGGAAGCCUCCUGGGCUGCGGGCUGGCGGAGCAGUGCCUGCCUCUUUGGGAUGGUCCGGGUGGUAGCUGCCGACACUGCUAGGCGUACGAGGCCCCGGGCAAGGGCUGAGGAGCCUGUGCCAGAGAUGAAUCGAGCCACGCCAUGAAGCCAGGGGGCUGCUCGCAGGCCCAAGACGCUGCUCACAUAUUCGGGGUGCCUCCUGCACCUCGACCUGGGCCUGAAGCCUUUACCAGCCUUUGGGACUGCCUCCUGGAGGAGCUCGGCAGGCCCAGGCGGUGGCUGUGCGCGCCACCCGUGGGUGUCCCGGCCGACGGGAGAGACGGCCCGUUUCUCGGCUCGGGGCCGGCAGGGCAGCUUGGCCUGAGCUCCAGCAGGAGAGCAGCUUCCGAGGGGCGAGCACUGGGGGGCCGAGGAGAUGGAAGAACAGGUGUUCAAGGGGGACCCAGACACUCCUCAUUCCAUCUCCUUCUCCGGCAGUGGGUUUCUCUCCUUCUACCAGGCCGGGGCCGUGGAUGCCCUUCGAGACUUGGCCCCCCGGAUGCUGGAAACCACCCAUCGCUUUGCUGGGACGUCAGCAGGUGCAGUGGUCGCAGCUCUGGUCAUCUGUGGGAUUGAAAUGGAUGAGUACCUCAGAGUCCUCAAUGUAGGUGUCGCGGAGGUGAAGAAAUCCUUCCUGGGGCCCUUGUCACCGUCCUGCAAGAUGGUGCAGAUGAUGCGGCAGUUUCUGUACAGGGUCCUGCCAGAAGACUCCUACAAGGCGGCCACAGGGAAGCUCCACGUGUCCCUCACUCGCUUCACAGAUGGAGAGACUGUCGUGGUUUCAGAGUACACAUCCAAGGAAGAGCUCAUCGAGGCCCUCUACUGCAGCUGCUUUGUCCCCGUGUACUGUGGCCUCAUCCCCCCAACUUACCGUGGUGUGCGCUACAUUGACGGGGGCUUCACAGGCAUGCAGCCCUGCUCCUUCUGGACUGACGCCAUUACCAUCUCCACCUUCAGCGGGCAACAGGACAUCUGCCCCCGGGACUGCCCCGCCAUCUUCCACGACUUCCGCAUGUUCAACUGCUCCUUCCAGUUCUCCCUGGAGAACAUCGCCAGGAUGACCCAUGCCCUGUUCCCGCCGGACCUGCUCAUCCUGCACAACUACUACUACCGAGGAUACGAAGACGCCGUUUCCUACCUGAGGCGGCUGAAUGCUGCUUACCUCAAUUCUCCCUCCAAGAGAGUGAUGUUCCCCCGUGUAGAAGUGUACUGCAAUAUAGAACUUGCCCUUGGCAAUGAGUGCCCUGAACGCAGCCAAACAAGCCUCCAAACGGAGCAGGAAGAAUCCAUACAACCUCACACACAGUGGGCUCCUGAAGGGGAAGGAAAGUGCCGCCACGGUCCACUUGUGUCCUCACCUGUGCAGACACCUGAAUCCACACACGAGUGGCCUGCUGAGUCACCUGUUUCACCUCCUGUCUCUUCAUUUGAGCAGUCACCUGCAUCUCCACUGGCCUCAUUACCAUCACAUUCCCCAUCUGACUUGCCCCCUCUCUCACUCCCAGCUGUGCCCUUACCACUCAGCUCCACAGCUGUGCUGUCACGUGUAUCAGCACAGCAGCGGGUACAAACGACUGGAUCACCGCCAAGAUCCCCACCCUCCCAGGCAUCUCUGUCACCCAGGCCAUCCCUGGGGCCUUCAUCUGUAGGGGCAUCUCAAACACUGCCCCAGUGUUCUCCUUCAGCGUCAUCUGCACAGCCACCUGUGGAGGAAUUGGGCCCAGAACAGCCCCAAGCUCCCCUUGCCUCUUCAAAUCUGAAAGGUGCCAUGUCCUUGGUCAAUGUGAAGGAAACCACCAGCAAGCCUCACGCCAUGGGGAGCCCUACUGAAGACUCCAACUGGAUGAGCAAGAUGUUCAAGAAGAACAAACAAAAGACAAGUAGCACCAGAAAAGGCUUCCCAAGACACCCACCAUCCAAAAAAACAGGCGGCAAAAUGCAGUCUGCUCCCUGCCCACUCGACUUCUCUCUGCUCUCCACUUCCAAGACAGUUUGGGUCACCUACAGGCCUCACCCCAGCUGGAUCCAGGAAUACAGCGACCCUGAGGUGUGGAACUGCCCAGGUGCCUGCUCUAUUCCCAGAUGUUGCGGUGACCUCUGAGCUCCGUCCCCCAGUUUCCUUUCUGACCCCACCCACCUCUUCCUGGUCAUAGUCAAAGCCAGCACUAACCCAUAUAUUGCCUUGUGCGCUAAGAAAACUGUACCCUUUCCUGGAGCACUUGAUUGCCAGCUGCCGGAAGAUUGUGAUAAUAUACUGAUUUUGUUAAAACAGUUGGCCGCCACCUGCUAGAAAUCUGUAUGAAUGUCAUACAAAGCUACCAAACUGUACAAAUAACACAGAAAACUGUACAAAUAACAUGCGGCAUAAAUACGUCCAUGAGAUGCCUCCCCUGUGUACUGGCAGGGUCUCCUUGUGCAGUCUGCAGUCUAGACAACUGCGCUCAGCGCUCUGGAGGUCACUCUACUUCUUUCCCCUUCCUGAAAAAACAAAUAUUAAUCAGACUUUUGUAAAUCGAAUAAUAUUUCAAACACUCUUUUAUCAACUCCUGCUCUGCAAAUGGGAUUCUCCAUUUGCAAAAAACAAAACAAACAAAAAAAAUACCUUGUAUAAUAAAGUGGGAUUUGUUAACUGAUUUUUUUUAUACAAAUUGAGAUUUCCAAUUUCCACGCAUCAGACUGGCUAGAAUGGGGCCUGGCUACUUGCUUGGGGCUGCCCGACACAUAGGAAGCUGUGAGGGAUGUUCUCAGCGGAAA